CCACACUGAUGCAGAUCAUUUCCUGGAACUUAUUUUUAGCGGUGGAACUUCAUGCAUUUUAAUUGCGCAUCUAUUACACUUACUCAGACUGGCAGUGAGGGAGUUAACCAACUCUGAGUCUGCAUGCUAGAAGAGGCUGUUCUGACAAGACCUGUCGUCUGUCGUGACGCCAAAUAAGGAUCUCUACAGUCCCAAGAGGUGCUGACAUUGGGCACAACACUGCAAACAAUCAAAAUGAAGAGAAGAGAUACGCCACUAUGCAAGCAGCAGUCCACACCCUGCUUUGGAAAAGAUAUGCCACGGCUUUUCCCAAAAAUGUCAAUGAGCGAGGUGGAUGAGAAGGUACGUCUGCUAGCAGAGAAGGUGUUCGCCUCAGCCCUGAAAGAGGAAGACACCAAGGAUGCUAUGGCACUGUUCAGUGUGCCGGAGGACUGUCCCAUCGGUCUGCACGAGGACAGAGAGCGGGCGCUGCAGAAGGAGAUUGCUGCACAGCAGUCCGAGGAGACAGUUAAGAAGAGGAAGAGCUUCAUGUUGAAGCGUUCGCAGUCUGUAUCUUUGCAGAUACCUAGCAGUGCUGAGUGGGCCCUGACUGGGGGUUCCCCAAUGCUCUUCCCAUCAACACCAGAGCCAUGCCUCCCAGAGGACUUUCCAGACUUCCAGAGAGUGACAAUCAGUGGAGAUUAUUGUGCCGGGAUCACAGUUGAGGAUUAUGAGCAGGCUGCCAAAAGUCUGCUUGGGGCGCUGUUCAUCAGAGAGAAAUACUCCAAGCUGGCUUACCAUCACUUCCCCAGGACCACUGCCCGAUUCCUCCGCAGCGCCAAAAAUGAAAUGUGGCGGGAGGAGGAUGAGGUCAUGCCAGACAUCUGGCCUUUUCCUCAUGAAGGGGAGGACCCAUACACCAUGGAGGGAAUUCCUGAGAACCUGAACUAUGAGCUGCAGAUGAAAGAUGGCAUAGUUCAUGUUUACGACAACGCCGAGAACCUGAAACAGCAGCGGCCUCACGGACUUCCAUACCCUGACAUUGAGACCUUUGCCAUAGACCUGAGCCAUGUCCUUGCAAUGAUAGCUGACGGCCCAACAAAAACCUACUGUCACAGACGUUUGAACUUUCUGGCCUCUAAAUUCUACCUCCAUGAAAUGCUGAAUGAAAUGGCGGAGCUGAAAGAGCUGAAAUCUGUUCCACACAGAGAUUUCUACAACGUCAGAAAGGUGGACACACAUAUACACGCUGCUGCAUGCAUGAACCAGAAGCAUCUGCUGAAAUUUAUAAAGGCCACAUACCAGACAGAGGCGGAGCGUGUGGUCCUGGAGAAGGGUGGCCAGAAGAUCACACUCAAGGAAGUCUUCAACAACCUCAACAUGGACCCCUACGACCUCACUGUAGACUCUCUGGAUGUGCACGCUGGAAGACAAACAUUUCACCGAUUUGACAAGUUCAACUCCAAAUACAACCCUGUGGGAGCCAGCGAACUGCGAGAGAUUUACUUGAAAUCAGACAACUACAUCAAAGGGGAAUACUUUGCACGUCUAAUCAAGGAAGUUGCCAAAGAGCUAGAGGAGAGUAAGUACCAGCAUGCUGAGCCCCGUCUGUCGAUUUACGGCCGCUCUGCCAGUGAGUGGGAGGGCCUUGCAAACUGGUUUAUCCAGCAUAAGGUCCACUCACCCAACAUGAGAUGGAUGAUCCAAGUUCCCAGGAUCUAUGACAUUUUCAGGUCAAAAAAAUUAAUACCACACUACGCCAAGAUGCUGGAGAACAUUUUCCUCCCCCUCUUUGAGGCUACAGUCAAUCCGCAAAAGCACAAAGCAACACAUGUGUUCUUAAAAUACGUGACAGGAUUUGACAGCGUAGAUGACGAGUCCAAACACAGCGACCACAUGUUCUCAUACAAAAGCCCAAAGCCUGAACAGUGGACCACAGAUGACAACCCUCCCUACACCUACUACCUGUUCUACAUGUAUGCCAACAUCAUGGUGCUCAACAACCUGCGCAAGGAGAGAGGACUGAACACAUUCCAGUUUCGCCCCCACUGUGGCGAGGCCGGCUCCAUCACCCACCUGGUCUCUGCCUUCCUCACAGCUGACAACAUCUCCCACGGUCUCAACCUCAAGAAGAGUCCAGUGUUGCAGUACCUGUACUACUUGGCCCAGGUCCCAAUUGCCAUGUCCCCACUGAGCAACAACAGCCUGUUCCUGCAGUACUCCAAGAACCCUCUACGAGAGUUCCUACAGAAAGGCCUGUGUGUGUCGCUGUCCACUGACGACCCCAUGCAGUUCCAUUACACCAAGGAGGCCUUGAUGGAGGAGUAUGCCAUUGCAGCCCAGCUGUGGAAGCUGAGCACCUGUGAUUUGUGUGAGAUUGCCAGAAACAGUGUGCUGCAGAGCGGACUGUCUCAUCAGGAGAAGAAACACUUCAUUGGUUCUAACUACCUACAGGAUGGACCGGAGGGCAACGACAUUCGGCGGACAAAUGUGGCACAAAUCCGUAUGGCCUACCGACAUGAGACACUGUGCAAUGAGCUCAGUUUCCUAGUUGACGCAGUGAAGAUGGAUGUUGCCACUAACCCACCUAAGUGAUUUACCUCGUCAGCACAAACUGUGCCUGAAUACGUCCUCAUGGAGAGAGAUACAGGUUGGAUGGCACAUACUUUUUUUUCUUUUUUACAUUUUCUUAAAAAACAUUGUGACCUAGAUUUGAGAAAAAAAGGAGAUUCUUAUAUUUUAUGUUGAACCUCUUGAUUUUUAGACCGUAUUCAAUGAUAUAUGUACAAACGUUGCCAGUGAUUGUGUGUCUCAUUUUAUUGUUAAAGAGGUUUGUUUUCUUUUGAAGGGCGUGAAAUGCACUUGUGGAUUGGAUAUAUGAAAAAGCAUUAGCCGCGAAAUCUGAUUUGGAGUUGACAAAAUUAUUUAGAAGCAUAAUAUAGAAUGAUUUCGUACUGGAAAUUAGUUUUUAUAAUUGCAAAGUUGACACUGCUUGGUGAAUGUUUUUUGUCACUUGGAUUUAUGCACAUAAAAGGCUUUUAUCUGCUCUAUAGGUCUUAAAUGAAAUGCUGAAAAAAAAAAAAAAAAGAGUUUGUCAUUUUUCAUAUUUUUACAUAUGUAAAUAAAGG
Plectropomus leopardus (leopard coralgrouper) is the source of this 3107-nucleotide messenger RNA. RefSeq names its product adenosine monophosphate deaminase 3b (gene ampd3b). Gene Ontology annotation, biological process: AMP metabolic process; IMP salvage. The record is from RefSeq and is a predicted model, not a curated record. Lineage: Eukaryota; Metazoa; Chordata; Actinopteri; Perciformes; Serranidae. Gene Ontology annotation, molecular function: AMP deaminase activity. Gene Ontology annotation, cellular component: cytosol.